GUGAAAAAUAGAUCUGGCCACACCGUUGCAGCUCUGGCUGUUGCCUUUUAUUUUAAUCCGAGAUCUUCACUGUCCAGCGAUCACCGUUGCCCAUUUAGACCGUUACUUGAGGUCAGAGAUCGCUACCCACGUCGCCGGCCCCCCAAAGAACGCCCCCAGCCGCAGAGGUCACCGCCGGAGUCGUUGUUUUUGUCGCACCAACAGCUGCUGCUGCAUCCCUGUGCCGAGCUGCGCAUACGAGGUGGUAGUGUGUGUGCGUUUGGAGAAAUUACACCAACAAGAAAGCAAAACAAAGGACGCUAAACAAGGGCGCAGAGGAAGAGCCAAGAGCCGAGACCCGCGACCAGAAACCAGAAGAAGCAGCGAGAAAGACAAGCGCCAGCCAGAGACAUGGAUGUGGAGGAGAACUACGAGAACGCCGCCGAGACUCAGAUGCAGACUCAGCAAAACACUCUCCAGAACCCGCACCCGCAUCCGCAUCCGGCCAUGGCCACCUCCGAUCAACAGCAAAUGCAGUGUGAGCCCCUCUUUGGGUUAACCACCAACACCACCACCACCACGAAUCCCAUGAUGGCCAUACCGCUGCCAGCACCGCCGGGAAUGAUGCCGCAUCCAAAUCUCAGCCCGAAUGCGAACGCAAAUCCGAGUCCCUCAUCCGCAGCCGUAACCUCAACCUCAAGCGCAUCCGCGUCCGCACCGGCGGCCAUCAAGGGCCUGCCCACAAAUGACUUUGACAUCGACUCGCUGCUGUUGCAACAGUUCAGCUGCAUGGGCACCACAGACCACGAGGAUCUGAUCAGCCAGUUCCAGAGCCUAAUGAACAAUCAGAUGAAUCGCGAGUCGGCCAGGUUCUAUCUGGAAAUGAGCAAUUGGAGUCUGCAGACCGCCGUGGGCUGUUACCUGGACUUUUGUAGCCUCCAGUCGCUGCCCUCGAUGAAGAUCGUCCAGGGCAAGCAUCUGAGCGCCCAACAGCAGGCCUUCCAGCUGCAGAACGACGGCACCGAACGCUGGCCCAGCAACUGCUAUCUAACCUCGCCCAUCCAGACGCAACGCAUCAAUGUGCCGGCCCUGCGUCCCGGGGAAACAUGUGAUAUCCUGGCCGAUCUGAUGCCCACCCAGCCGCCGAUCAUGUGGCGACUGUGCACUCCAAACGGCUGGUACUUUGGCGAUGCCAUUUGGAUGAUACCGCCGGGCACACAGGCCAGCCAGGACGAACUGCAGCAACGGAUGGUGCAGCUAAUCACAACGGAGGCCAAGCCGGAUGUAUAUCCGCAGAUGAACAUCGUGAUAACGGCGCACACUCAAUGAACGCCAGAGAGAGUCCCGGUGGCCAGACAUCCAGGAUCCUCUCCAUCUCCUGCCAGCUCAAUGUGCGGGUUCCCACAAAACAGAAGCAUCAUGGAUAGCAUUUCAUACCCCCUGCGAACUGUAACAUUUACGAUAAUGACUAGCCUUUAGUCCCAGAUCCCCCGAACCCCAUAACGACCACCCCCCAUCCAUCCCUUCCAGCUCCCACGAUUAGACUUAACGUUGUUCUCAGUAGCGGAGAGACGGACAGAUCGGUUCGGUUUUUACACACUUGACGCCGUACAUAUGUUGAAGUAUAUGUAGCCAACGCCAUUCACGUGUAGCCCUACUAUUAUUACUACUACUACUACUACUACUACUAUAAUACUAUAAUGCUAUUCGAUCCGUUUAUUUUAUGUUUUUGAGUUCCAAAAGCGGCAGCCUUUCUCCCUUCUCCUUUUAUUUGGUGUCAGUCGAGUCGACUCAGGUCAGCUUAUAAUAUAUAUCUUUGGUUUAGUCGCGAGAAGGGUUUAGUCAGCCUGCCGGACCUUGAAAUGCGACCUUUUUUUUUGUGAAAAAUCAGCAUAAGUUUCGAGGAGAAUCGUGUGUGUUCUUCUGUUUUUAGUUUUUAGGCUAAAAAUUGCGCGCGUGCGUGUGUGUGCGAUUGUUUAAAUGCAGAAUUAAUUUUUUUCUUUAAUUUAAAGCCCCUAAUUCCCCCGUAACCGAAGAGUUGAAUUUAAGCAGAAAAAAACCUUGUAACAAAAUUAGGCUUAAGUGUUUUAUUGAGCAGAGCAAGAAAAAAAAAAUGUGGAAUGAUUGAGA
Molecule: messenger RNA, 2109 nt
Organism: Drosophila bipectinata
Lineage: Eukaryota; Metazoa; Arthropoda; Insecta; Diptera; Drosophilidae
Product: protein ILRUN
Biological process (GO): macroautophagy
Cellular component (GO): phagophore assembly site
Molecular function (GO): ubiquitin binding
Source: RefSeq, a predicted model, not a curated record